AUGCCAUUGAAGCCAGCAGCAGAGUAUCUCUUUUCAGACCAGCUUAUUUUCACAGAGGGACCAGUAUUUAUUACAUAUAGCACGGAAGAAAAAUAUACAUACGUGAAAAUAUACAGAUAUCCAAAUUUACACCUGCACACCUCUAUGUUUCACUCAUCCAUUUCUAAGAGUGAUAUAUGCAUUACGCUAAACAAAGAGACAUACGACCUUGAAAUAUUCAACAAGCAGCAUAAAGAAGAACACAUAUAUAGCGUAAGCGAUCUGAUGGAGCUUUUUGAAGAGCCUUUGCAGGAAAGAGGUGUGUCUGUUCGAAGUGAUGCACAAAGUAAAGGAAAGUGCACUCCUGCAGUGUACAUACAUGGUCAAAAGGUAUUCACCAUUGGUCAUGGGGAUGCUGAGGGGUUCUACUACUGCGCACAGGAAAUGAAGCUGUACACAUACAUUCCUGAGAGCUCAGCGAUUAUUGAGUACCUACUCUUUAGUGUUGAAAGAAUAUACCCAAGAGGAUUUUGUUUUCUAUAUCCAGACCGAGCAUUGGUGUAUCUUCCAGAGAGAAAGUACACACUUUCAAUUGAGUAUGCGCCUAGCUCAAUAAUUUCUUUGUUCUAUGACAAAAAGGCUCUGCGGCAUGUUCUUUCUUUCCACGAUCUGAUUAUGUACAGAAAUCAGUUUAAAAAGUAUCCAGACGGGUUCACUCCAUCAAGAAUCUGGGCUAAACACGCGUACACAUAUCUAUUCUCGGCAACAACUGGGCAGCUGCUUGUUCUGAACUCAAGCUUUGAGAUAGAAUUUGACAUGACAGCAGCAAAUGUGUUUGUAACAGAGGAGCAUGUAUUUAUCUCAAAAAAGGAGAAUACAAUUGCGCAUUACACAAAAACCUUUAAGUUUGCAUUCAUCUUGCCGGGCCUUAUACUUUCCAAAGGAGUUGUUGCUAUAGAGGUUGUGCAAGAGAAAGUAAUUAUAUUUUCGCAGGAGAAUAUUGUCAAGCAAACCACACCCCUUUUCUCGCUAUUUAUAACAGAGGUAAAUAUAAGCACAAAGGAAAUAAAAAAGCUCACUGCAAUUCCACAUAAAGGGAUGGAAACCCAAUGCAUAAACCAGAUUACUGAUUUUACUCUAGAAGAAAAGGUAGAAAAACCAUACAUCACAACAGGCAUUCAGGUUACAUCAGCUGCAAAAAAGAACAGCCUUUAUCUGGUAUUUGGUGUAUCCUCAAGCAGUGUGUUUAUCUUUUGGGAGCACGGGAUGGUGGUUGUUCCUCUAGUGCGUAUUGAAAGGCCAUUUUCCUAUGCAGAGAGCUCUAAGAAGCAGGCUGCUGAAUCGGCAGGGCUGCCCUUCUGGAUAGACCCUGAUACAGGCACUCUCUACACUGUAAAAGAGAAUCUUGUGAAGGAAUCAAUCUUCCCUAUUUUGCUGCUUCUGUGUCUCUCAAAGGCGCUUCCAUUUUCUUUGGUAUUUGGCUUAUUCUCAGAAACACCAGAGUACAAAACAAGUGUAGAGCGGGCUUUGUUCUACUUUCUGCACAAUGAAGAGAUAGAGAUGGCCAUUGACCUGAUAGAUGCAGUUAAAACGCAUGCAAUGGGGACAUACGAGGAGAUAGUUUCAACCAUGGUGCGGCUUCUUGAUGAGAGGAAUACCUGCAAGCUGUAUAGCUUGAUAGAUCGCACGGAGGUUCGGCAAUUUCUGUGCGCAGACUCUCUAAGUAGGCUGCUUGUGCAGGACUUUAGUCUGUUUGAGAGAUUUCUGGACAGCACAAUUGCUCAAAGAAAAGAGCACUUGAUCUACCACUUCAUUGAGUUUGUAUCUAAAGUGGAGGAUGCUGAUUUGCAUGCACAAAUAUUGCAUAAUUUGCUUAAACACACCAUGCUGUAUCUGUCUGGAAUGCUUCUCUCUAAAAUAGAGAAUUUGCCUGUCAGUGGGAAAAUAGACUCUGAGAGCCUAGUUGUCGCAUAUAGAAAAACAAACAGCAUAAUAGAGCAGAUUAAAGAUGUACAGAAUCCAGCAGAUGUUAUACAGGACAUAUUCACAGGAAAAGACUCUCUUCUAACAUCAAUGGUUGCAGAAAAGCUUUACAUGCUUGAAAGCAUUCCUUAA
Messenger RNA from Nematocida ausubeli, 2094 nucleotides. RefSeq lists its product as uncharacterized. The transcript has a single exon. The record is from RefSeq and is a predicted model, not a curated record. Bases 1 to 2094 code for a protein of 697 amino acids. NCBI's taxonomy places the organism in Eukaryota, Fungi, Microsporidia.